This is a messenger RNA of Debaryomyces fabryi, 3396 nucleotides long. It is a transcript of the gene BBC1, whose product is annotated as Bbc1p. NCBI's taxonomy places the organism in Eukaryota, Fungi, Ascomycota, Pichiomycetes, Serinales, Debaryomycetaceae. The transcript has a single exon. The coding region runs from base 1 to 3396 and encodes 1131 amino acids. The record is from RefSeq and is a predicted model, not a curated record. Gene Ontology annotation, molecular function: protein binding.
AUGACAGAACAUAAGGCACCAUUUAAAGUUAAAGCAAUAUUUGAGUAUAAAUCGGAUUACGAGGACGAUUUAUCAUUUCCUGUGGGGCAGUUGAUCACUGUGACAGAAGUCGAAGAUGAAGAAUGGUACUCUGGUACAUACGACGGGAAGAGCGGUAUGUUCCCUAAGAACUUUGUUGAGGUUGAUAAUAGCGAUUUAGGAGAUACAAAGCCUGAAAGUGGAAGUACUGGAGGAUCUGGGCCAUUGGAGGCGAAGGGAGCUAAUGCAAAGGAGCAACCCCUGGAUGAUUCAGCGGCUGUACAAGAUGAAGGAGUAGCAUCUUCUGGAAACACAAUGAAAUCUCCAGAUACCAAGAAGGAGAGUAUCCAGCAGGAAGCAUCCACUAAGAGUCCGCCUAAGCCAUCUAUGCCUGGCGUUUUUCCUAACCAAAAGAUCAACGAUCCAUACAGCAUCAAGAAACAGUUUUUGGCAUCGGGAAAGUCGUCGUAUGUUCCACCUGUCAAACCAAGAGACGAUUACAAUAUCAUUGGACACGCCCGCCACGAUGUUGUUAAUGAAGAUGAAAUUGUUAAGGGAACCACCGCCAGCAAGGGCGAAGAUGAGGCACCCGAAGAAGAAGAGCCAAAAGUCAGCUUGAAGGAGCGUAUAGCGCUAUUACAAAAACGCCAGCAAGAAGAAGCCGAGAGAGAAGCUGCCGCGGUGAAGAAGAAGGAAGAAAGAAAGCAAAAGGCAGCUGAAGAAAAAGAAAGAAUGAAACAGAAAAAAGAAGCUGAAGCACUGGCCCCAAUUCAUAUCCCAGAAACCCAAGAGCAACAUGAGACGAUUCCGAAAGAUCGCAGAAGGUCAAUUGAUAGUGUAGCAACUGGAGAUCGAAGGAAAUCAGUCGAUAGCAUACCGGGGAAACGUAAAUCUAUUGACAGCAUGGCCACAGGAGGAUCUUAUGCAGAAAGACAUCAUGAUACGGAGUAUAUCCCUGAUGUUGAAGAUCGAGAUAUCACUGCUCCUAUUCAUGAAUCUAACAUGGGUGAUGACUCCGAGGAAGGCUUAAGAACUGAAGUUCCAAGGGAGGAAGAUGCCGACGAAGAGGAUGAAGCAGAGGAAGAAUCUGAUGACGAGGAAUUGCGCAGAAAAAGACUUGUUGAGCGUAUGGCUAAAAUAUCCGGGGGUAGAAAUAUGUUCGGAAUGAUGGGUAUGGCAGCUCCUUUCGGGCAACCUGCGGCGGCGCCAUCCAAAAAGACCAAAGAGCCGGCUCAUGAUGGUAAGACAGGGUCCCAUGAGAUGCCAAGAUCAAAUGCUGAAAAUGAUCAUCCACUUCCCCAAGCUAUACCUAUUAUGCCGUUUGCAAACCCAGAGUCUUUACCUAAAAGCUUAAAUAAAGAAUCUGCAGUUGAUAGACCUAAGUCUGUUGGAUCUUAUGAUGAAGAAUUUGAUGAUGCGACUGAUAAACCGCAUCCUGUUUCGAAGCCAAGUAUUCCUGACUCAUCGUCAAUGUUAGAGGAAGAUGAUUUUACCGAAUCUGAUAGUAGAUUUCCAGAAAGUGGGCAAGCGCAAAUACAUCCAGAAACAGUCAAUGCACUUCCGCCUCUUGUACCUGCACCAAAUGUCUCUGGAUUAGAUAACGGAACUGAUGAUACAUUUGAGACUGACAGAAAGAAUUUCCUGCCGGAAGAGGAUAUCAAAUUGUCGAAAUCAACUUUAGAGGCGGAACCAACUGGCUAUGAAGCGGAUGAGGACUUAUCUGACAAACCUAAGGUACAAUCAGAUGAAAUUGCUUCUGUGAGAAGAAGUCAUACUGGUAAGUUGGAUGAUGCUACAUCUAAUCCAAAAAGCGCCCCACCACCUCCAAUUCCAACGUCCACUCCAUUGGAAAGAGCAGACCCAGUUCCAACAAUGCCAUCAUCACGCCCUAGUCAAACGUUUGAGGAACCUCCUCAGGUUCCAUCUUCACAUCCUUCCGAGAGUUCAAUCCCGCCUCCAUCUGGGCAUCCAUCUGGAAGACCAGCACCACCUCCUAUACCUACUACUGGUGUGGAAAGAUCUACCGCACCACCAGUACCAUCAUCACCCCAAAGAUCGGCGCCACCUCCAAUUCCUUCAUCACCUCAAAGAACAGCACCACCGCCAAUUCCUUCAUCACCCCAAAGAGCUCCACCACCGCCAAUUCCAUCUACUGGAGGCAUUCCACUUCCAGGAAGUAAAGAUAUAUCGUCCGGUGGUCAUUCAAUACCUGAAGAUGAUGAAGACAAUGAAGUCUCACCAGCGGAUGAGCAGUUUAAUGUUGAUGACUACAACUAUGAUGAUGAGGAAAAUGAGUUUUCCUUCAACCAGAAAAACCCUGUUAGAUCAUCUACAAUGCCAGAUAUUCCUCCUCCUAUCCCAAAUACUCAUCCUAGCUUCAACCCUCCACCAAUACCAUCAGUCGAUACCUCGCGUGGUCCGCAUCGCGCAAGUACAGAUAUAGGAGAUGCGUAUGUUGUGUCCCCGGCACCACUAACUAAGACUCCGACGAGUUCAUCAUUUGGACCCUCUCAUCAACGUCAUUCAAGUGACUUAUCUAAUACAGGUGGUCUAAACAGAUCAAGAUCAGCUAAAUCGCAUCAAGAGCAAACUCAAGCAGAAGCAGCUUGUAGUGAAUUGGAAUAUGAGAUUGGUAACAUCAAUGGUAAUUCGAAUUGGUGGUUGAAGGGAAACUUGCCGGAAUCAUUAGAGUCUAAGAUUGGAAGCGAGUUGAUCUACGAAAUUGACUCUAACUCGAUUACUAAAAGAGGGAAUAGGGUAAUUAAUUACCGUGAUUAUUAUAUUUUAUUUAAUGAUCUUUCGCAACUAGUUUUUGAGCUAGAAUAUGAAAGCGAGGACCCUAGAUCUACUAUAAAAUUGAUUAACCAUUUCACUAAGCCAAUACCAAUUAUCAGAAAAGAUUUAUUAGAUAAGUCGUACGGUGAGUUCGGGAAUAAGAUAACUUCGAUUACAAGCUCAUUGGUUGGAACUAGAUUAAAUGAAAGUAUUGUCAGAAAGGUGUUUUCUUCUCUCAUAAAACAUGAUGCUAACGUUUUAUCACCAAUUGGGAAUAAGACAUAUGGUGUAACUAUUUACAGGAAUAAUAGUAAUCACAAUAUCGCUAGAAUUGAAGAAAUUAGACCAGGUGAUAUAUUAUGUAUCAAGCAAGGUAAGUUCAGUGUUCAUAAAGGAUUGACAGGCAACAAAUCAAUCACAGUUGGAGAGGGAGAAGUAUUUUCUGCGAUAGUUACUGACUAUGACCCUAAGAAGGAUAAAUUCAAGGUCAUAGAACUGGACAAUGCUGGUCACAUCAAGAAAGAAACUUAUAAAAUGAGCGAGAUGAAGAGUGGCAGAGUUAGGGUAUUCAGAGUGGUUGGAAGAAAUUACAUUGAAUGGUAA